Molecule: messenger RNA, 705 nt
Organism: Corylus avellana
Lineage: Eukaryota; Viridiplantae; Streptophyta; Magnoliopsida; Fagales; Betulaceae
Source: RefSeq, a predicted model, not a curated record
AUGGGUAAGGUGGUGGAGAGAAGGGAGGAGGAGGAGGAGAAGAAGAAGAAAAAAGGUCAGCCGUCUCUUUCAGAUGUCCGAAAACGCACUCUCAAAGGAAAACAACAACAAAAGCGAAUUCAUUCCGCUUCUACUUGCCUUAACCCCGACGCCAACGAGAUGGAUAGCGACGACAGAGUCAGCGACGAGAGCGAGAUCGAGGCUGACGGGAGCAUCAGGAGAGUUGGAGUUGACUUCUACUGCACCCAACUUGAUCAUUUGGAUGAGAACUGGAGGAUGAAGCAGAUGAACGCAAUAAUUCAAUCAACUGAUCGCCCCCACAUACUGGCUGGGGGUCUUAAUUCUCUUGAUGUAUCAGAUUACUCAUCUGAGAAAUGGACAGACAUUGUCAAGUAUUAUGAGAAGAUAGGAAAGCCUACGCCAAAGGUAGAGGGGGUGAAGUUUUUGAAGGGGAAAGGCUAUAAAGAUGCAAAGGACUUUGCAGGGGAAUGUGAGCCGGUGGUCAUCCUUGCCAAAGGCCAAAGUUCGUACUCUGUGAUUUCAUCAAAAGGAACUUCUGAUCACCACAUUCUAAAGGUUGAAAUGAAUAAAGUAGGGGAGAGUGCUCAAGAGAUUGCCUUUAGACAACCCAGGAAGAUUAAACAAAAGGUUGUAAGAAUCACAAACCAGUGUUAUUCAAGAAGUAUUUCGCUGCUAAAGCCAUAG